Uncinocarpus reesii 1704 is the source of this 789-nucleotide messenger RNA. RefSeq names its product 40S ribosomal protein S4. Gene Ontology annotation, cellular component: cytosolic small ribosomal subunit; ribosome. The coding region runs from base 1 to 789 and encodes 262 amino acids. The transcript has 5 exons. The record is from RefSeq and is a predicted model, not a curated record. Gene Ontology annotation, molecular function: structural constituent of ribosome; RNA binding. Gene Ontology annotation, biological process: translation. Lineage: Eukaryota; Fungi; Ascomycota; Eurotiomycetes; Onygenales; Onygenaceae.
AUGGGCCGUGGACCAAAGAAGCAUCAGAAGCGCCUGAGCGCCCCCUCUCACUGGCUCUUGGACAAAUUGUCUGGUGCCUAUGCUCCUCGUCCAUCUCCCGGUCCUCACAAGCUACGAGACUGCUUGCCCCUCAUCGUCUUCAUUCGUAACAGAUUGAAGUACGCACUCAACGGCCGUGAGACCAAUGCCAUCCUCAUGCAGCGCCUCGUCAAGGUUGACGGCAAGGUCCGCACCGACUCCACCUUCCCAACUGGCUUCAUGGAUGUGAUCUCCAUCGAGAAGACCGGCGAGAACUUCCGUCUUGUCUACGAUACCAAGGGUCGUUUCACCGUCCACCGCAUCUCCGGUGAAGAAGCCGAAUACAAGUUGGGCAAGGUUAAGCGUGUCCAGCUGGGCAAGGGCGGAAUCCCAUUCUUGGUUACGCACGAUGCGAGAACGAUCCGUUACCCAGACCCAGCUAUCAAGGUCAAUGACACCGUGAAGAUCGAUAUUGCUACUGGCAAGAUCUCCGACUUCAUCAAGUUUGAUACUGGUGUUAUCUGCAUGGUUACUGGUGGUCGUAACAUGGGUCGUGUUGGUGUCAUCACUCACCGUGAGCGCCACGAGGGUGGUUUCGGUAUCGUCCACAUCAAGGAUGCUAUUGACAACUCCUUCGCUACCCGUGAAUCCAACGUCUUCGUCAUUGGCCAUGAGAAACCAUGGAUCAGUCUUCCCAAGGGCAAGGGUGUCAAGCUCUCCAUUGCUGAAGAGCGCGACCGUCGCCGUGCCGUGGCUCUUGCUGGCCGUUAA